Molecule: messenger RNA, 929 nt
Organism: Frieseomelitta varia
Lineage: Eukaryota; Metazoa; Arthropoda; Insecta; Hymenoptera; Apidae
Exons: 5
Coding region: 98-892 (264 amino acids)
Source: RefSeq, a predicted model, not a curated record
AAUAAUAAAAAAAAAAAAGAAAAAAGAGGAGAACUUGAAAAGAAGAAGAAGAAGAAGAAGAAGAAGAAGGGAUAGAGGAAAGUAAGAUCGAAAAAUAAUGGGGAAGUUACGAGUUUUAUUGGUAAUGGGCGUCAUCUGUGCGUGUACUUGCGGCGGACGAACAGAAUGCGGAAAUCAGGCGCAGAUCUCGCUGCUGACGAGCAUUCACGAUGAUCCGUCCUGCAGGAAACUGUCUGCUAGAGGAGUGUUGCUGUACGAAGCCGCGAAACUACUCGCGGAGAUCCACAACAACAAAACGAGUGGCUACGACAUUGAACUGACUGUUCUGGACACGUGCGGCAGCAUAACCGGCGCUCUAAAAGCGGCGAUGAAGGCUCUCGUGGGGGCAGACACGAACUGUUUGCAACCGCCUUACUACUUAGGAAUUAUCGGGCCAGACACUGCGACAAAUGCGGAAGCCGUACACAAGAUAACGUCAGUGCUGAAAGUGCCGCAUAUCGUGAGACGUGAAUCGAAUUCCCCGUACCUUCAUCAUCUGGUGAAGGAAUCCGAUUCUUAUCUAGUCCAGGGGACGUUGAAGAUCGUGGAGGAAUUGAAAUGGAAAUCAUUCUCACUGGUGGUAAACGCGGACGAGGAUGGGGAAGACGACGCUCAAAACAUUGCCAAAAAGCUAACAAUGGCAGCCAUUCAGAAGGGUCUUUGCGUGUUGAUUGACGAUGGCGAUCAAGACGAUCUAACGUCGCACAUUGUACACAUUGGAGCGCCGGAAGACGGAUUUUUCAGCAAACCGGUGAACGCCACCGUCCUCGUUGUUAGUGAAGGGCGCCUCGAGGAACAUCUGAAGCACGUCAACUCGACCAACACUAUACUACUCCUCGAAGAUUCCAGGUAAUCACGCAUACGUCCAUCUACCCGCUUAAUUAACCUUA